Molecule: messenger RNA, 1104 nt
Organism: Phacochoerus africanus (Common warthog)
Lineage: Eukaryota; Metazoa; Chordata; Mammalia; Artiodactyla; Suidae
Gene: PRPS1L1
Product: phosphoribosyl pyrophosphate synthetase 1 like 1
Exons: 1
Coding region: 102-1058 (318 amino acids)
Biological process (GO): ribonucleoside monophosphate biosynthetic process; 5-phosphoribose 1-diphosphate biosynthetic process; purine nucleotide biosynthetic process
Cellular component (GO): cytoplasm; ribose phosphate diphosphokinase complex
Molecular function (GO): ATP binding; ribose phosphate diphosphokinase activity; magnesium ion binding
Source: RefSeq, a predicted model, not a curated record
CGUCUGGGAUAACGCUUAGAGUAGUUUCUGGGCUGACUUCCAUUCCCAAGGCAGCAGCUGGGUGACACUGGACUUAAGAGAGUCUAAGGCAGUUGACCAAAAUGCCAAAUAUCAAAAUCUUCAGCGGCAGCUCCCACCAGGAUUUAUCCCAGAAAAUUGCUGGCCGUCUGGGUUUGAAGCUGGGCAAGGUGGUGACGAAGAAAUUCAGCAACCAGGAGACCUGUGUGGAAAUUGGUGAGAGUGUGCGAGGAGAGGAUGUCUACAUAAUGCAGAGUGGUUGUGGUGAAAUCAACGACAAUCUGAUGGAGCUUUUGAUCAUGAUUAAUGCCUGCAAGACUGCUUCAGCCAGUCGGGUAACUGCAGUCAUCCCCUGCUUCCCGUAUGCCCGGCAGGAUAAGAAGGAUAAGAACCAGGCCCCAAUCUCCGCCAAGCUUGUUGCAAAUAUGCUGUCUGUAGCAGGAGCAGAUCACAUCAUCACCAUGGAUCUACAUGCUUCUCAAAUUCAGGGCUUUUUUGAUAUCCCAGUAGACAAUUUGUAUGCAGAGCCAGCUGUCCUGAAGUGGAUAAAGGAGAAUAUCUCUGAGUGGAGGAAUUGCACAAUUGUCUCCCCAGAUGCUGAUGGAGCUAAGAGAGUGACUUCCAUUGCAGACAGAUUGAAUGUGGACUUUGCCUUGAUUCACAAAGAAAGAAAGAAGGCCAAUGAAGUAAACCGAAUGGUGCUAGUGGGAGAUGUGAAAGAUCGUGUGGCUAUCCUUGUGGAUGACAUAGCUGACACUUGUGGCACAAUCUGCCAUGCAGCUGACAAACUUCUCUCAGCUGGAGCCAUCAGAGUUUAUGCAAUCUUGUCUCAUGGAGUCUUUUCUGGUCCAGCCAUUACUCACAUCAACAGUGCAUGCUUUGAAGCAGUAGUAGUCACCAACACCAUACCUCAGGAAGAUAAGAUGAAGCGUUGCUCCAAAAUACAGGUUAUCGACAUCUCCAUGAUCCUUGCAGAAGCCAUCAGAAGAACUCACAAUGGGGAAUCUGUCUCCUACCUGUUCAGCCAUGUCCCAUUAUGAUAGAGUAAUAUUGGAGUUAUUGUAUUUUAAAUAAGAUAAAAUAAAA